Molecule: messenger RNA, 804 nt
Organism: Ostertagia ostertagi
Lineage: Eukaryota; Metazoa; Nematoda; Chromadorea; Rhabditida; Trichostrongylidae
Source: the annotation of a GenBank genome assembly
AUGCUGGGACUGAUUCUUGACGAGGUGAACAAGCGCAUAAGCUUCCUAGGUAUUCCGGACAGCGUGCUACAGUUCCUUAUAGCACUGUUUGCUAGUGUCGCAUUCACAAAUUCCUUCCUGCGGAUGUUGUUUAAAGAGCUGAUUAAUAAGUAUUCAUGGACAUCACUACAGCCAGAAACGCUCUUAAUGGUCAUGCUUCCUCCACUUUUGUUUGAGUCUUCGUUCAAAAUCAAUCCGCAUUUAUUCUUCGCCAAAAUCUAUCUCAUUGUAAGCCUGACAGUAGUUGCCUACUACGUUCACGCUAUUUCAUCGCCGUUGCUGUGGUUGCGAUUUUGGAGCAGUACGGUGCUCCUCAUCGGCUACGAAUUCUCAUUCGAAGGCGAAUCCCUUCUGAAUGAUGGUCUCGCAUUGUUCACUUACAGAAUACUGGAAAGCGCGCUAGAGGUUGAGCUGGGAAUUUCUAAACAAGUUCGAUGUACCGCAGCUAUUUUCGUGGUGGUCAUGAGCGUCGUUGGUUCGCCAGUGAUCGGCACCAUCGGGGCAAGAGUGGUGGCCUGGAUCAUUGCGAAAUUACAAGAGAAUAAAAAGCGACAGUACUCGGGCCUGCUCUCUUCGCAGCCGAUUCCUCCUCGGUCGGAAUUCACUAUUUUGGCAUACGCAGGACUUCGUGGAGCGCUUGGUCUCAUAUUGGCCAUGGAGCUGCGCAAUAAGGUACGAGAAGGGUAUGACUACAUGACAAGGAUUGUCGAUGGGUGUGUGACAUGUGGCCAGGCCGCAAGAAGCUGCACAUACUCUAAGCCAUGA